AUGGAGGCGAAAGAGAAACACACGGGGAUGACAGAGGGACAUAUGGGGGUGACAGAGGGACAGAAGGGGGGCAACAGAGGGACACAAGGGGGCGACAGAGGGACACUGGGGGGGCAACAGAGGGACACGGGGCGACAGAGGGACACGCGGGGGCAACAGAGGGACACACGGGGGCGACAGAGGGACACGGGGGCAACAGAGGACACAGGGGGCGACAGAGGGACACGCGGGGAACAGAGGGACACACAGGCAGAGGGACACGCAGCAACAGAGGGACACACGGGGGCGACAGAGGGACAAUGCGGGGCAACAGAGGGACACACGGGGGGCGACAGAGGGACACGCGGGGGGCAAACAGAGGGACACACGGGGCGACAGAGGGACACGCGGGGGGCAACAGAGGGACACACGGGGCGACAGAGGGACACACGGGGGCAACAGAGGGACACACGGGGCGACAGAGGACACAGCAGGGGCAACAGAGGACACACGGGGCGACAGAGGACACACGGGGGCAACAGAGGGACACACACGGGGCGACAGAGGGACACACGGGGGCGACAGAGGGACACACGGGGGCAAAGAGAGGGACACAGGGGCGACAGAGGACACGCGGGGGCAACAGAGGGACAACAGGGGCGACAGAGGACACGCGGGGGCGACAGAGGUACACACAGGGACAGAGGGACAAAAGGGGCAACAGAGGGACACACAAGGGACAGAGGGACACACGGGGCAAACAGAGGACACACGGGGGGACAGAGGGACACACAGGGCAACAGAGGGACACACGGGGCGACAGAGGGCACAGAGGGAACACACACGGGGGCGACAGAGGACACACGGGGCAACAGAGACACACGGGCGACAGAGGGACGCACGGGGCGACAGAGGAUACACAGGGGCCAGAGGGACACACGGGGCGACAGAGGGACACACACAGGGGGCAACAGAGGGACACACGGGGGCGACAGAGGGACACGUGGGGGGCAAACAGAGGGACACACGGGGCGACAGAGGGACACACGGGGCAAACAGAGGGACACACGGGGGCGACAGAGGGACACACAGGGGGCAACAGAGGGACACACGGGGCGACAGAGGGACACGCGGGGGCAACAGAGGGACACACAGGGGCGACAGAGGGACACACGGGGGCAACAGAGGGACACACGGGAGCGACAGAGGGACGGGGCAACAGAGGGACACACGGGGGCGACAGAGGGACACACAGGGGCAACAGAGGGACACACGGGCGACAGAGGGACACGCAAAGCAACAGAGGGACAGACGGGACGAUAG
Molecule: messenger RNA, 1302 nt
Organism: Homarus americanus (American lobster)
Lineage: Eukaryota; Metazoa; Arthropoda; Malacostraca; Decapoda; Nephropidae
Product: hornerin-like
Exons: 1
Coding region: 1-1302 (433 amino acids)
Source: RefSeq, a predicted model, not a curated record